Molecule: messenger RNA, 2388 nt
Organism: Musca domestica (house fly)
Lineage: Eukaryota; Metazoa; Arthropoda; Insecta; Diptera; Muscidae
Gene: Exo70
Product: exocyst complex component 7
Exons: 9
Coding region: 144-2246 (700 amino acids)
Biological process (GO): exocytosis
Cellular component (GO): exocyst
Molecular function (GO): phosphatidylinositol-4,5-bisphosphate binding
Source: RefSeq, a predicted model, not a curated record
UGUUUUGAUUUUGGAUUUUCAUCGGUAAUUUACUUUGUUUUCUUUCAUUCUACGCCGUUAAUUUACCAAAGAGGCUUUGAAAUACGUCAUCAUCAAUUGUCUUGGAAAAAAUAACACCCACAAAGGAUUUAUUUCUUUAAAAAAUGAAUUUGGACACAAGUCUUCAAGUCCAUUCUAAGUUGGAGAAGGAGACCUCAAACAUGGUUCUGCUGAGGGAAAGGGUGGAAAAGUAUCAUGAUUUGUCCAAUCAGAUGUCUGGCAUAUUGACUGUUUUCGAGCAACGUUUGGGUAAAUUGGAGAAAACAAUUUUACCUGUCUAUCAGGAAACUGAACAGCUACAAAAACGACAACAAAAUUUGGAAGCCACCCUUAAUUGUUUGGAGACUGUGUUAUCCCACUAUGAUGUCACCCAAGAGGUUUGUGGUUUAAUACAUCAAGGACCCACCGAGGGUAAUGUGGGUGUCUUCCUCGAAGCCUUGGGUCGUUUGCGUUCAGCCAAUGAAUAUUUCUUGCAUCAUAAUUCACAAAGUGUUGAGUUGGAAAAUGUCACAAGCCUCUUUAAUACGGGCUGUGAGGGCCUCAACAAUCAUUAUCGUUUUCUGUUGAAAAAAUAUGGAAUGCCCCUGAAGCCAGUCGAUAUAUUGGAUCUCAUUUACAAUGAAGAUGAUUCAUCCAAUGAUGAAUACACCUCCUUUAGGCAAAUGACACAAAGUACAAGAGUGGAGUUAUUCACCAUUUCCCAUUGGCUGGAACAGAAUCUGAGAUUUGAAUACACUGUCAUCUAUGCAGCGGAGAGGGGUGAAGUGGUCUUUAGAUCGUUGCAAAAUUUGAAAGAUCACCAGAAGAGCAGUAGCUGGGGAAAUGAAGCGCUGAAAUCUCGUCAUUCUGCCGGUCGUCAGGACACUAAGAAGAGUCCCUCAAUGCGGUUACAACAAAUUUUCGAACGCAAAGCAAAUAAGUUGUAUUUGAAAGCGACACAGACUCUCAACAGCACUGGUAUUUCCAUUAAAAAAGCCACAUCACACUCGGAACAUUUGUCCUCGGAGGAGUAUGCCGAUGGCGAUCAAGAAUUGGAUAAAUAUUUAGUUAUGCUUUUGGGUCUACAGCGACUUUUGAACUGGGAAAGAGCUCUAAUGCAGGAGAUAAUACCCUUUAAACAUCAAUCGGAGGUAUUUGCCAAAUUGGCAAAUAAAUCGAUUGAUAUGGUCGUGAAAGAUGUGGAGGCCAUUACAAAUCGUAUCAUGCGUAGCAUAUCACGCAAGGAAUGGACAUCGGCGUUGGGGAUAUUUAAGACCUUGAAAAAUGUUUUGCUUUUGCAACCUGAUAUUGAUCGUACCUAUGAUGUCCAGCAAAGGGAACAGCUGACAAAGGUCUUGAAUAAGUUGCAGUAUACGGGCGCCAAGGCAUUGGAACAUUUCCUGGAGGUAGUGCGCGGCGAUUCCAACACAAACAUUGUGAGCAUGAGCUCAAGUACCUUGGGUUAUGUGAAUGUUCCCAAAGAUGCCACCGUUCAUGAAUUGACCUCCAAUACAAUAUGGUUUAUAGAGAAUCUUCUCAAUCAUUAUGAUGUUAUUGGGGUAAUCCUACAGCCUGAUGUAUUGUACUCUACGCAGUUGGAUUCCAUACUUAUUAAAAAACAAUUACCAGAAGAAGAGCACAAUAAGGCUUUGUUGGCCAUAUACAUAAAAAAAGCCUUGGCCGAAUUGAACUUAUCGAUAAUGAACAAGUGUGAACAAUACAAUGAUCAGGCCACCAAACAUUUAUUCCGUCUGAACAAUAUUAAUUAUAUUCUGAACUCUUUAAUUACCUCAAAUCUAAUUGAUAUUGUAACAAUUGCUGAACCCGAUUGUCGCAAUAGCUAUAUCGAAACUAUUAAAGAGCUGAAGUUCUCAUAUCAAAAGACAUGGUCGAAAAUGUUGUCAAACAUUUCACCCUUGGAUGAGCUACCAAAACCAAUACAGGGCAAAAUUAAGGACAAGGAUCGUAGCAUCCUGAAGGAGAAGUUUUUGGCUUUUAACAAGGACUUUGAGGAGGCAUGUAAAAUCCAAAGAGGAAUUUCAAUACCGGAUGUCAUGCUGCGCCAGGGCAUUAAACGGGAUAAUGAGGAACAUAUUUUACCAAAAUACAAUGAAUUCUUUAAUAUGUAUGCCGGUGUGCACUUCAGUAAGAACCCGGAAAAAUAUGUUAAAUACAAACCACAUGAAAUCAAAGCUUGUCUCAACAAACUAUUCGAUGAUUCCGCCUAGUAAUGCAGUAUUGUACGCCCGUAUUUUACAAAUCAUUUGUCUUUUUAUUUUAUUUAUAUAAAGUUAGUUAUAAAAAAGUGUGUUCUUAAAGUAUAACAGUUAUUAACUAAAAAAAAAAUAAAUAAAUAAUUUCAUAAAUAUA